AUGAGUCAUACUGCUGAAAAGGAUAACUACGAGGAGCAUGGGAAAGAAGGCGCUGUAAAUAUCGAAAAUAAGAACGUUUCUGACUCGAUUUCUUCAGAUGAAGAAGUUGAAGAACUUUCAAGUUUCGAAAUAUCAGAUAACGGGGGUCAUUCUGAGGACCAAAAAGCAAGUGAUUUGGAUUCAAGUAUAAGUGAUAAAAAUGGUAAUACCAUUGAUGAGUCAAGGAAAGAAAAAACUGAGCCAUUUUCUCAUUUUGGUUCUAAUUCUGAGAUACCAAUGAUGUCAACACCCAAGAAAUCUAGGAUUCAUCAUCAUAUUUCUGAUAGAGACAAUCCUCCUGCCGAUAUUCCACAAAGCAUCAAAACAACAGAUUCAGCUAAAAGAUGUGCCACAUUGUCUAGUGAUACGUUUGAAACCCCAAAAACAGUAGAUACUCGCACUUCCACAAUGACAUCAAACACCCAUCUUGAUUAUAAUAAUAUGAAUAACGACCUUAAUUUCUCAGGAGCUGCAGUUAUCAGAGGAAAACAGUCUAAUGAUGUAGGUAAGCGAAAAUUUCUGAACAAAUCACCUCAGAAACGUUUGAGUAGGCAGAAUAACUACGAUACGUCCUUUGAUAUCAAAUCUGACUUCAAUCAAAGUCCGAUAGAAAAGUUUUUUGCUAAACUGAACAUUGAAGAAGAUGAAACACAGGAAGAGAAUGUCAACAACAUAGCAGCUGCAACAAAAGAAACGUUUGAUUUGCAGAAUCAGCUUACAAACUGCAAAGUCCAGAUCAAACUAUUAAAUGAUUUAUUAAGAGACAAGCUCUUCAACUCUUUAACUAACGGGGUGAAUAGGGACGAAAUGUCCGAAAAUUUUGAAAAACAUGUUUUGGACACUAUUGACUAUAGAUUCCACACUUCUAAUCUGAAUGAACUACCAACUGAUUAUGCGGCGAUUACAAGGGAAAACCAGUCCUUAAAGGAGAAGAAUGAAGAUUUACAACAGAACUUGGAAAUGCUAAGAGAACAGUUUUUGGAGCAGGCUCACAACCAGUUUGAUUGGCAGAAUAGAAUAAACAAGGUUAUAUCCAAGCUGAAUUAUAAUCAGCAAGUGGAGCCUUCUAAUAAAAUAAACAAUUUUGAAGAUAUAUUGAUGUCUCUUGAUGAUCAUAUUAAUAAAUUAAUAAGUACUCAAACUAAACCUGCUGCUGCAGAUUCUAUGGACCAUCUUAAUAAUCAAGAUACUCAAGUGCCCAAUAAUUUAUCUGAACACACUUCAAGGCAACCUGAUAUACUAGAAACUUCAGACAGUGUAUUACUUGAGCGCUUGAAUAAAUACAAAGAACAAUUGGAACAUUCAGAAUGUGAGAGGAAAAAAUUGCUGCAGUUUCAGAAAAAGCUACAUCUACAAGUUGAAAGGUUGCUUAUGAAUGAAUCAAAUUUGAAGCAGCAAGAGUCUGAACAUAAAAGGCUUUUAUCUGAUAUCGAAAGGAAAUACUCUACAUUGAGCCACCAAAACCUUGAGUUGCUUGAAAAUAACCGUAAUGAAAAAGCUGCUUUAAAUGAAAUUAUUAUAUGCUUGAAGAACUACCAUAUAGUCUUCAUCGAUUUGCUGAAAAAGGUAAUCGAUCCAACUUCCACUGGUAAAAUACAGUCUGCGUUGGACGCAUUAGUUGGACAGAAAGACUAUAAACAAGUGCUGAAGAUUUUAACAGUGACUCAGAAUUUUGAGAUUGAAUCUAUCUCAACAAUUCUCAAGAACUAUGAGGCGAUAGUGAAGGAAAAAUCCAACUUGAUAUCAAAUAACAGCGUAAUUCUUGACUUGAAAUCUCAGAAUAACAUAUUGAACAGAAAGCUUUUGGAGUUGGAAAAAGCUAGAGCUACUGAAACUUCACGAGUAAAAGAACUUGAAUCCCAAAACUCGAUACUUAAAGAUAGAAUGAGUGAGAAAAGUGAUAUCGUGUCUCAAUUGAAACAAUUGAGACUGGAUGACUUGAAUACAAAAUGGAAGACUGCAGAGGUGGCUCUCAGUCAAACAAAAAAAGGUGCGAUGAUGAAAAUACAUGAACUAGAACAAGAAAUCGAGGCUCUUAAAUCUCAUCUGAAGGAAUGA
Molecule: messenger RNA, 2097 nt
Organism: Pichia kudriavzevii
Lineage: Eukaryota; Fungi; Ascomycota; Pichiomycetes; Pichiales; Pichiaceae
Exons: 1
Coding region: 1-2097 (698 amino acids)
Source: RefSeq, a predicted model, not a curated record